Molecule: messenger RNA, 669 nt
Organism: Pyrenophora tritici-repentis Pt-1C-BFP
Lineage: Eukaryota; Fungi; Ascomycota; Dothideomycetes; Pleosporales; Pleosporaceae
Source: RefSeq, a predicted model, not a curated record
AUGGCUGAGGGUCGUAGAAAGGGCGCGUGGGCCUCCCAGCCUUCACGGCUUAGGAAUGAAAUACUUGCGGAAUCUAUAGGAGGACAGAGUGAUGCUCCAAAGCAUGUUAUCCAAGUGCCACAUAGCGAUACCAUAGUUCUAGAGACACAGCUAGAUGAGGGUGGACAAUUCGCAGAAGGCGACUUCCUCAUCAACAAUCAGCAAGAUGUUAGAGAGAAUUCUCUUAGUCCAGAUGAUCAGGCGGUGAUAGAUCGCUUGUCAACGACGAAGAAAGCCAAAGCGUCCGAGUCGUCCUCAUUCAACGUCAAAUGGCUUGCCAAGCGAAUCACCGAACCCAUCAACCAACCCGUGUCUUCUGAUUUAAAUGGAUUUUCUUUCAUGCCAAUCAAGAAGGCUCAACACAAGAGAUCACUAAAAUCGAAAGACACGACCAAAGAGGUUGCCAACCUGGCCAGCUUAACUUUGCCCACACUACCAGAACGUGGCAAGCAACACUCCAAGGGUAUCACUGAACUUGCUGCAGGUAGCAUCGUCCCUCCACCGCGUACACCCAAAAUCGAACAGCAUGUGCCGGAUAGCACCACUGUGCAUGGUAUGGGAGAGAUACAGCCCUUGUCUAAGAAGACAAAUACCACUCGGCUCCAACAAAAGCCCAUCGAUCUACAGUAA